AUGUCUUCGUUACUUGGUAAUCAAAGCGAUGGUGACGAAAUAUCUGCUCUCGAAAGCAAGAUUAUGUCUUAUUGCAAUCUGAUACCUGUUGGCUGCUGGGGUUUCGAUGAUGAUGUUAAGGAAUCGUUGAAACAACGAAAACACAGUUUAGUAAACCGACAAUUAAGCAAAAAAGAACGAAUGAGUUUACCAUCACAGUCAAAACAGCAAAUUGCUAAAAAUAUCGGAAUUGUGCCAACUACGGUGCAAGAAGUUUUAGAAUGGAUGUCUACUUCAAAAAAGCAUUCAAAUGUUCAGCCGGUGAAUCCGAAGAAUAAUAAAAAUAUGACCGUCGAUAAAACAAAAGUGUCGAAACCGAUGAGAAAAGAAACUGAAAAGAAAGUAGAAGAAGAUGAUAAGGAAGAUGAUUCCAGCGAUGAAGAUGAGAAAGAAGAACAGAAUAAUGACGAAGAAGAAACUGUUUCUGCCGAAAGUUCUGAUGAGGAAGAAACAGUAAACGAUGAAGAUGAGACAGAAAGUGAGGAAAACAUUGCUGUAAACGGAAAAGUUGAAGAAAGCGAUGAUUCUAGUGACGAAGAAGAUGAGAAUCAAGAACCUAAAACAAAGAAAAGCAAAAUUCCCAAUUCUGUUUUGAAAUCAAACAGUAAAAUUGAUGAGGAAAUUCAAAAAUUAGAAGACGAAAGUUCUGAAUCGCUAGAAGAUAAACGACAACUUGCUCUUCUCAAAUUGCAAAAGAAACUGAACGAUUUUAAACAAGAUAGAAAAGGUAAAGGUAAAGCGGCGAAGAUGACACCAGAAAUGGCUCAGAAAGCGGAGGAAGAAAGACGCUUGAAGAGAAGAGAAAGCAAGUUGAAAUUGAAGCAAAGAAGAGUUGCCGAGAAGCAAUUGAAGGAAAAUGAGAAGGCUGUAAAGAAAGAAGAAAAAAGUGAAAAUGAUGACGAAGAUAAAAGCAAUGAGAAAAAGACCAGUAUCGCUUUCAACAAGUUGAAAUUUGAAGUGAAAGCCGAGAAAAAAGGAAAAAAAGAUAGAACACCGAAAAAGGAACGUGGACUGAAACUAACAGGACGCGACUAUAAAUCCUUGAUUGCUAAGGUCGAAGAAACGAAAGCUCAAAUUGAGAAAGUUAGAGAAGCUGAUCCUCAUAAAGCGACGAUAAUGGAAGAUGAAUUGAAAUGGGCGAAAACUAUGAAAAGAGCUGCUGGUGGAAAAGUGAAAGAUAAUUUGGAAAAACUUAAAAAGGCGCUGAACAAGAAAAAUAAAAUGAAGGAAAAGAAAAAGGAGAAAUGGGAGAAUAGAAUUUCAAAGGUUUCGACAGAAAAGGAAAAGAAGCAAGAAAAGAGAAAGCAGAACUUGAAAAAGCGAAUUGAUGAAGUGAAGAAGAGGAAGUUGAACAAAUUGAAAAAGAAGGGAAGGGUCCUGUAA
This is a messenger RNA of Caenorhabditis bovis, 1422 nucleotides long. The record is from the annotation of a GenBank genome assembly. Lineage: Eukaryota; Metazoa; Nematoda; Chromadorea; Rhabditida; Rhabditidae.